AUGUUUUUAAAUGAAAUUAUUAUAUUGUUUACAUUUUUGGUCAUAACAAAAUGUGGAACAGAUGAAGUCGAUGAAAUGACAAGUGAAACUUAUAGUAUACGGAUUAAUUUUACUAAUAGAUUUAAUGAUACCCAUCCAAUUUCAAGUGUUACUUUUUAUCCAAAGCAAGUUUAUAAUAUAUUAGGAGUUACUACUGUUUCUGAGUUCCUCGGAAUACCAUUUGCUAGACCACCAAUAGAUUAUUUUAGAUUAAAACGCCCUCAUCCUCAUUAUGGAAAUGAUACUCACUUGAAAUUUUAUGCAAAUGUGUCUAGUGGAUCAUGUGUGCAAAAAACUCUUAAUACAGGAAUUCCAAAAUUUGAUUAUUAUAAUUCAAAAGAUCAUAUGUCAGAAGAUUGUUUGAAAUUGAAUAUUUGGAAACCUGGUGUAAAUUCAGAUGCUGUAAUUGUAUUCUUUCAUGGUGGUGAUUUACUGCGUGGAUCUGCUUCAGCAGAACUUUACAGAGGUCAUUAUUUUGCUGCUUAUGCAAGAGCCAUUAUAGUUAGUGCCAACUAUAGAUUAGGUCCAUAUGGAUUUGCAUAUUUAGGAAAAAAAACAAAAAUUCCUGGAAAUAUGGGGCUUUUAGAUCAAACUAUGGCAUUAAGAUGGGUCAAUGAACAUAUACAUGCAUUUGGAGGUAAUCCUAGAAAAAUAACUAUCUUUGGUCAUGAAGCCGGUGGGGCAGCAGCUGCUACUCAUUUGUUUUCAGGAGCAAGUAAAGGUUUAUUUAAAAGAAUUAUUUUGUCUUCAGGAGUUUUCCCAAAUCAUCGAUUUACAGUUUCACAUAAACAACUUAUUGAAAGGACUAGAAGAUUAAGUGAUGACAUGUAUUGUAAGAAUCAAACUAAUACAUUAGUUGAAUUGUGCUUAGCUCAAAGAGAAGAUAAUACUUUAAGAAUGGUUAUAAGUAAAUUAAGAGAACAAGAAAAUAAACCUUUACGUAAAAUGUUUGGAAUAUCAUCUAAAGACAAGGAGUAUUUUGUAAGAGAUUUUAGAAAAUUAAAAAUGAAAAAAGAUGUUGAUAUAUUAGUAGGUACAACAGAAGAUGAAGGAACUUUAUUUUAUUUUGAUUAUGUCAGAGAUAAUUAUAAACAUCUUGAAAAACAUAACGAAACAAAAGAAGCUUUUAUGCAAUUAGUAACUGACAUAAAUAACAAAUUAUUUGACAAAGUUGCUAAAGAUUACAAUAUUAAUAAAGAAGUAUUUAAGAAAGCAAGAGCAGCCAUGAAAAAAAUUGUAGGUGACAGGGAAUAUUUGGUUGGACAAAGACUAUUUCAUGAGAUGCAUUUUGAAUGUGAUUGGGCUAAAUUUCUUGAACGUGCUUUAAAAAAAAAUGUAAAAAGCGUUUAUGCAUACCGUUUUAUGCACAGACCUAAAAACUAUGAUUGGCCAGAAUGGCUUCCUUUUGUAAUAACUGGUUCUGAUAUAGAAUUUGUUUUUGGUUCACCAUUUAAAAAUUAUAAAAUUCAUGAUGAAAAAUUAUUUACUUUAGAAUUAAUUGUGGCAAUGAAAAUGAUGAAAAUGUUUGGUAGAUUUGCUAAUACAGGAGUUCCAGAUGAAAGAUGGGUACCUUUUUCAAGAGAAAAUAAGAAAAUACUUAUAUUAAAUCUUAAUUUAGCAAAAAGAAAUGCUUAUAUUUUUGAAGAGUUCAAAAGAAAUGAUAGAUGUAAGCUGUUUAAAAAUUAUUAA
Strongyloides ratti is the source of this 1728-nucleotide messenger RNA. RefSeq names its product Acetylcholinesterase. Gene Ontology annotation, molecular function: acetylcholinesterase activity. Bases 1 to 1728 code for a protein of 575 amino acids. The transcript is spliced from 2 exons. NCBI's taxonomy places the organism in Eukaryota, Metazoa, Nematoda, Chromadorea, Rhabditida, Strongyloididae. Gene Ontology annotation, cellular component: plasma membrane. The record is from RefSeq and is a predicted model, not a curated record. Gene Ontology annotation, biological process: acetylcholine catabolic process; choline metabolic process.